AUGGGUGCCCUGUCGCCUCCCGACCCGAUGAUUCCUUGCGCCUCCUGGAGGGACUGGGCCAAUCUCAGUGAUGGGCCCGCGGGGCUGAUCGCCGAGCGCAUCCUCGCCGACGACGUCGCCGACUACGUCUCCUUCCGCGCAUCUUGCCGUCCGUGGCGGCUGUGUUCCACGGACCCGCGGGAGCACGGCGUCCUUGACCGUCGCUUCCACCCGUGCCAGUGGACCAUGCUCAGGACAAAGGAGGGAGGCCCUCGAUACCGCCGCGGCUUCAUGAACGUCACCACCGGCUGCUGCAGAUACGUGGACCUCCCGGAGCUCCGCGGGCACGACGUGUUCGGGCCCACCACGGAGGGCCUCCUCGUCCUCCUCGACAGGGCCACCUUCGUGGUCCGCCUGCUGAACCCGAUCACCCGCCAGGCGGCCGACCUCCCGCCGGCCACCACGGUGCUGAGCCAGAGCGAUCUGGAGCUAACCUGGCUCAGAAAGGAGGAUUUGUUGCAGGUGUCAGGCGCGGGCCUCGCCGACGCCUCCACGAUCGCCGCCCAUUUCCCGGAGAUCGAUACGGUUGCGGUCGCCAAGCCAGGCGAUGCGCAGUGGACGGUGGUCGAUCGCGGGGAAUGCUUCUUACCAGCCAUGUCUUUCGCCGGCCGCUUCUACUGCGCCACCACGAGGGCCGUGAUGGUGGUGGAGACCGGCGCCGACCAGCCGCCGCGGCUGGCCAUCGCCGCCGAGCUGACGAGGCCGUUCGCCAGGAUAAUGUGGGACACCGUGCAUCUCGUGGACAACGGCGGGGAGCUGACGCUCGUGGACCGUGAAUGCAAAGGCAGCCGGAGUCCCAGAAGAUACAAGGUGUAUCGGGUAGACUUGGCUGCGAGGGAGAUGGUGCCCGUCCGUGGGCUCGGCGGACGCGCGGUGUUUAUCGGCAGUGAACUGGCCCUUUCUGUCUCGCCUCCGGCGUUCCCCUCCAUCAGCGCCGACACGAUCUACUUGGGAUUCGACGAUCUGUUGACAAGUUUCAUGGACGAUAGCCCGAUUCAUCUCAUGGAUGGAACCUCCGAGCCUCGUCGAUUCCACCAUGGCACGGAUAACGACUAUGGACCUCGGCGUGUUGAUGAGUGUCUAUCAUGGUGCGUGACGGGCUAUUGUGCGAGCACCGCUGACAACGACGACGACGAAGCUGCUAAACAAGACCGAGCAGCUGGGCCACGAAGGACGCCCAGGCAGCGAAGGCCCAAUACCAAGUUAGCAGUCUCGGAAUGGGUGAGGCCCCAAUAG
Molecule: messenger RNA, 1275 nt
Organism: Setaria italica (foxtail millet)
Lineage: Eukaryota; Viridiplantae; Streptophyta; Magnoliopsida; Poales; Poaceae
Exons: 1
Coding region: 1-1275 (424 amino acids)
Source: RefSeq, a predicted model, not a curated record